GCGUGUGUGCGUCACACUGGGAGGAGCGCACAGCAAGCUGGUAAACACACCGACGAUGCUGCAACUGGAGACCACCUAAACACGGGUGAUAUGCGCGUUUCACUUCAGUCUUCGCUCUUCACUUGAUCACCGAUUACACACACCGGCCGUCGGGCGGUGCAGGAUGGCGACAGGCGGCGGUGCGCCCGCUGCGCCUCACCUUGAAGGGCAUGCGUCCAAUUACACACAGCCUGGCGCGGCCAUGAACGCGGCGGCGGCGAAUUCCGCCGCGUCUGCCGCUGUGCUCCCCGCUCCCCCUGCAGCCGCAGCGGCCGCAGCGGGGGGCCUCCACCGGGAGCCCAUGUACAACUGGCAGGCCACCAAGAGCUCCCUGAAGGAGCGCUUCGCCUUCCUGUUCAAUAACGAGCUGCUGAGUGACGUGAGGUUCGUGGUCGGUAAGGGCAGGCAGGCCCAGAGGAUCCCGGCGCAUAAGUUCGUCCUGGCCGCCGGCAGUGCUGUGUUCGAUGCCAUGUUCAACGGCGGGAUGGCCACCACGUCUGCGGAGAUAGAGCUGCCUGAUGUGGAGCCUGCAGCGUUUCUGUCGCUGCUCAGGUUUCUGUACUCUGACGAGAUCCACAUCGGGCCGGAGACGGUGAUGACAACGCUGUACACUGCGAAGAAGUACGCGGUGCCAGCCCUGGAGGGGCACUGUGUAGAGUUCCUAACUAAGCACCUCCGGGCGGACAACGCCUUCAUGCUGCUCACCCAGGCCAGGCUGUUCGACGAGCCUCAGCUCGCCAGUCUCUGCCUGGACACCAUCGACAAGAGCACCGCGGACGCCGUCAACGCAGAGGGGUUCACGGACAUCGACCUAGACACUCUGUGCGCGGUGCUGGAGAGGGACACGCUGGGCAUCAGGGAGAGCCGUCUGUUCGGGGCGGUCGUGCGCUGGUCCGAGGCCGAGUGCUUCAGGCAGCAGCUGCCGAUCACUGCGGAGAACAAGCAGAAGGUUCUGGGCAAAGCCCUCACCCUCAUCCGCUUCCCGCUCAUGACCGUGGAAGAGUUUGCGGCAGGGCCUGCCCAGUCUGGAAUAUUGUUCGAUCGGGAGGUGGUAAAUCUGUUUCUCCACUUUACAGUAAACCCCAAACCGCGGGUUGAGUACAAUGACAGGCCCCGCUGCAGUCUCAGGGGAAAGGAGUGCAGUAUUAGUAGAUUCCAGCAGGUUGAGAGUCGAUGGGGAUACAGUGGGACCAGCGACCGCAUUAGAUUUAAUGUCAAUAGAAGAAUAUCAGUAGUUGGGUUUGGCUUAUACGGUUCAAUACACGGACCCAACGACUACCAGGUCAACAUUCAGGUAAACCUCCACGUGACAACCGCACACCGAGAGGAAAGACACCCGCACCCCCCACAACAGCAGCAGCAGCAGCAGCAACACACGCCCUUCAAACCCUUCUCCCCAGACUCAUUUAGCUUUCCUUUCCAGAUCAUCGAGAGUGAUAAGAGCCAGACGCUGGGCCAGAACGACACGGGCUUCAGCUGCGACGGCACGGCCAGCACCUUCAGGGUCAUGUUCAAGGAGCCCGUGGAGAUCCUACCCAACGUCAGCUACACCGCCUGCGCUACGCUGAAGGGUCCGGACUCCCACUACGGUACCAAAGGUCUGAAGAAGGUGAGCCACGAGUCGGGGCCCGGCCCCAAAACCACCUUCUUCUUCUUCAGCUCGCCAGGCAACAACAACGGUACCUCGGUAGAGGACGGCCAGAUCCCCGAGAUCAUUUACUACAUCUGAUGUCCUCCAGGGGGGGGGGGGGGGGGGGGCAGCCCACCCAGGGGCCUCUGCGCCGGUGGGGGCUGCAGGGCUAGACAGACCCUGGCUCUCCACAUCCAUGUGGACGGUUCCAGAGUUGUGUGUUUCUACUUGUGGAUGGGAUGCUAUGUCUAACUGUAGUGUUUCUCCCCAAUCAUCUUCUUUUGAUUGUAUUUUUUUGUCGAUGUAUGUUCAUUGUUUCGUUUUUUUAUAUCAUGCAAAACUAGUCACAGAAACACAGGAUUUAUGGGUGACAAGGUUUAAUUUGCUUUAGUUCAAGGGCCAGUGGGAAUUUGUAGGUGAUCAAUACUUUGGUUUUAGGUUGGAGGUGAAAUUGAUUGUAUGCUGUAGACUUGUCAUUAUUACUCAAAGGCACGACCAGACAGCCAAGGUACAUGUGUAGUUUAUCUCUUUAAAUCCUCAUAUACACUCAACAUUGCCUUGUCUUAUUCUUUUGGAUCGUCUUUGCAGACCAGCUCAGAAGCUCUGUAGACACGUUUUCUUUUUUUCUAUGUGCACCAGCAGCAUCACUCAUUCAGCUGUAGUUUAAGUGUUUUUUAGUCCAUGGAUGCGGCUCAAUGUGUAUAUACUGGUACGAGAUUGCUUGUGGUACAAACUAAUUUAUGAUGCCAUAUUGUUUUCUAAGCACUUAACAUGUAAUAAAACCAUCUUUGACACUUUA
Messenger RNA from Gadus morhua (Atlantic cod), 2468 nucleotides. Its product is annotated as BTB/POZ domain-containing protein 1. The record is from RefSeq and is a predicted model, not a curated record. Lineage: Eukaryota; Metazoa; Chordata; Actinopteri; Gadiformes; Gadidae. Gene Ontology annotation, molecular function: protein binding. Gene Ontology annotation, cellular component: P-body; cytosol. The transcript is spliced from 7 exons. Gene Ontology annotation, biological process: neurogenesis. Bases 164 to 1768 code for a protein of 534 amino acids.